CAUGGAAGCACUCUCGAGCUCCGCUUUGCAAAUUAAGAGCUUUUCAGAAAGGUCAUUGGCUGCUAAAACCAGCAGGAAUAAUUUCGCUUUUGUGAGAAACUCUUACAGUUACAAUAAAAUCCAGUCGCUGCGACGGGAAGUGGCAGACGGCAGAGAAGACGAUAGCGAUAAUGGCGCCGUGCGUUUGGUACCAGAAGAAACUCUCUCUUUAUCUCUGUCCGUGAACGGAUAUUACAAACGGCUUGUUUGGCUAUGUUGUGAUGGCCUCUCUCAUAUCCUGAAGGGUAAUUCAUCAGAUCUCCAACAAAUUAGUGUACCGGAUAUUAAUUUGACGACACCACUUAUGGGAUCACAUAGUACUACUAGUGGGGGAGGUACAAGAGCUGGACUUUUCAGGACACCUAUAUCUGGAGGGGUGCAAAGUGCCACCUCUGCUCACGGCUUACCGAGACCACCCUUAGCUGUCAGGAAUUUGAUGGAACAGGCUAGAUUUGCCCACCUGUGUACAGUGAUGUCUGAAAUGCACCACCGCCGAGAAGGUUAUCCGUUUGGCUCACUCGUAGAUUUUGCGCCGGAUCCUAUGGGACAUCCAAUAUUUUCGCUCUCCCCAUUGGCUAUACACACGAGAAACUUGCUAGGCCAUCCAAAAUGCACACUAGUUGUGCAGACACCUGGAUGGAGUGGCUUGUCAAAUGCACGGGUGACAAUCUUUGGCGACGUGUACCCUCUCCCAGAGGACCAACAGGAAUGGGCUCACAAACUAUACAUGGAGAAACACCAACAGGGACCUUCUCAGCAGUGGGGGAAUUUCUACUAUUUUCGGAUGCAAAACAUAAGUGAUAUAUAUUUUAUUGGAGGCUUUGGAACUGUUGCUUGGGUCGAUGUUAAAGAAUAUGAAGAUCUUAGACCAGAUAAAAUUGCUGUCGAUGGCGGUGAACAAAAUCUAAAGGAACUAAAUGCAAUCUUCUCAAAGCCCUUGAGAGAGCUUUUAUCCAAAGAAGCUGAGGUAGACGAUGCGGCUUUCAUAUCGAUAGACAGUAAGGGGGUCGAUAUUCGUGUCCGACAAGGUGCCCAGUUCAACGUUCAAAGAAUCUCGUUCGAAGGCGGGCAGAGUGUCGAGACACUAGAGGAGGCGAAGACAGCACUUUGGAGGCUGAUGAACGGUGGCCGAAUGCACAAUCUGCAAAAAUGAUAAACAUAGAAAAAUUGUUUCCUUUUUUCUGUUUUUUUCUUCUAUUUUUCGCAGCCUGGUUGAUUGAGGUAAAAGUUAGGAGUGAAGAAAAAAAUCAAACUUAUUAUGCAUUUGCUUUUGUCAAAGAAAAGAUUUUUUUUUUUC
Molecule: messenger RNA, 1336 nt
Organism: Salvia hispanica
Lineage: Eukaryota; Viridiplantae; Streptophyta; Magnoliopsida; Lamiales; Lamiaceae
Source: RefSeq, a predicted model, not a curated record